CAGAAACAGAACGUGAUUGGUUCAAGAACAUUUCAGUCAUACGAGAAACAGACGGGUACCCAAGACAGCAGAGUUGCGCGUGUGCCUUCCCAGGUCCUGGCAGCACCAUCAGGCUGGGAGGUGAGGACGCUGGCCGCCGUUUUUAUGACUGCAAGGAACACUGGGUGUUUUGAUUUUGAUUUCUUCCUCACUGGAUACAUAUGUACAAGCUGUUAAAAGCGCGAAGACGGCACGCGGGUGAACGCGCGCAACGACAUCGAUGGGGAAAAUAAGUUGAUCGCCUUCGGAAGAAUGUUUUCCUCGUUCCAGGAAAAGGGAUUGCUCAGUUGAUCAGCGUGAUGGGUGGUUCGAGAAUAGAGGGGCUUGGGGGAUUUUGACAUUUGGAGAAGAUCUGGAGAUAUCCAUCUACAGUUUAGGUCUUUUCGAGAGCAACAUAAAGCAGCAACAACUGCACAGAGCGCCAUACUGCAAAAACUAGCGCUUCCCGGAUCGAUACAGUGUAGCAAUCUCCUGCGCGAGUUUGUUUUUUUUUUUUUUUUCUUCUUCUUCUUCUUCUUCAUGCGGAAGAAUUUAAAAUUCUUAUUUAGAUUCAUCUGAAAUUGAAACAAGUAAGCUGGCGAGCAAGUAUAGAGUCGGCAACGGUGGCCUUACUGAGAUCCGCGUAACUUCUGCAAGCUGCAUACAGUCCUGGCGGUGGAAACAGGGCUGGAAAUCAGCCCAAAAUGGCAAAUAUGAAGAAAUCUAAAAGAUUAAUAUUGCAUUUCCCACGUAACUUGUACUAUUAGCGGAUUACCUUUGCCAUACAUGCCCGAGUUUCGAGUGAAGCAAGGUGCUUACUUGUUCCUCCAACAUGAGGGAGAUUUAAGGCCGUGUAGAAUUUAUUUAUUAUGGGGGGAGUGGGCUUUCUUUUCGGUCGCAUUAACAUUUUGAUUUAACCCCUCUCUCGUUUUUACUUUUGUUUUGUUUUCUCUUCACGAGAGGUUUCUUGAAUGCGCGCGAUUGCUAUUUAUUUGCUAGUCUAAAACGAAUAAAAAAGAAAGAUCCUCGGAAGUAGGUCAGAUCAAAGAAAAAGAUAAAGCUUGAGAGUUAGCUAAAUUAUCUUUCUCAUGUUAGUAUGAUACAUUUUCACACUCAUUCUGAUAUGUGUCGGACAUUUCUGCUCUGAUUUACACGUCGUUUGGCUACAUGACAGCCAAAUGAGAGUUUGACCACCACUGCCGCUUAUCCUAAACAGCCUUUUUGUAGUCCCUCUUUGUUUUGUUUUUGUUUUCCCACCUCUCAUUUUUGGGCUGUUGAGUGAGUGAAUGGCUCUGUGUGGAACGACGGCUUCCAAUGCCGCGAAAAUGAUGGCCGCUUAUAACGGCGGAGGCACCUCGGCAGUGGCAACGCAUCACCCGCACCAUCACCACCAGCUAGCCCAUCUCCCGCCACCCGCCCACCUCCAUCACCAUCACCACCCGGGCCAGCAUCACCUCCAGCACCCCGGCUCGGCCGCCGCCGUACACCCCGUACAGCAGCACGCUUCCACGGCCGCUGCUGCUGCCGCGGCGGCGGCGGUGAUGCUGAACCCGAACCAGCAGCAGCCGUACUUCCCCUCGCCCGCUCCUGGACAAGCUCCGGGGCCGGCAGCUGCUGCGGCUCCGGCGCAAGUUCAAGCUGCCGCUGUGAAGGCGCAUCAUCACCACCACCAACACUCGCAUCACUUGCAGCAACAGCUGGAUAUUGAGCCAGACAGACCUAUCGGAUACGGAGCUUUCGGUGUUGUUUGGUCAGUGACGGACCCCAGAGAUGGCAAACGAGUGGCCCUUAAAAAGAUGCCCAACGUCUUCCAAAACCUCGUCUCCUGCAAGAGAGUUUUCCGUGAGCUGAAGAUGCUCUGUUUCUUCAAGCAUGACAAUGUGCUGUCAGCUCUGGAUAUUCUGCAACCUCCACACAUCGACUAUUUCGAGGAAAUUUAUGUGGUGACGGAGCUGAUGCAGAGUGACCUCCAUAAGAUCAUCGUGUCUCCACAGCCCCUGAGCUCUGACCACGUUAAAGUCUUUCUCUACCAGAUCCUCAGAGGAUUGAAGUAUCUACACUCAGCUGGCAUUUUGCACAGAGACAUUAAACCUGGCAACUUACUGGUCAACAGCAACUGUGUACUUAAGAUUUGUGACUUUGGCUUGGCGAGAGUGGAGGAGCUGGACGAGUCACGUCACAUGACCCAGGAGGUGGUGACGCAGUACUACCGAGCGCCAGAGAUCCUGAUGGGGAGCAGGCACUAUACCAACGCCAUCGACAUCUGGUCUGUGGGCUGCAUCUUUGCCGAGCUGCUUGGCCGACGCAUCCUCUUCCAGGCCCAGAGUCCCAUCCAACAGCUGGACUUGAUCACAGAUCUGUUGGGGACGCCGUCUCUGGAGGCCAUGAGGACGGCGUGUGAGGGGGCUAGAGCUCACAUCCUGAGAGGCCCCCACAAACAGCCCUCACUUCCUGUCCUGUAUACCCUGUCCAGUCAAGCAACCCAUGAGGCUGUUCACCUCCUCUGCAGGAUGCUGGUCUUUGACCCAUUGAAGCGGAUCUCUGCAAAGGACGCCCUGGCACACCCGUAUCUGGAUGAGGGGCGUCUGCGCUACCACACCUGCAUGUGCAAAUGCUGCUACACCACGUCUUCUGGCCGCGUCUACACCAAUGACUUCGAGCCCAUCACCAACCCCAAGUUUGACGACGGCUUCGAGAAAAAUCUGACGUCAGUACGGCAAGUCAAAGAGAUCAUUCAUCAGUUCAUCCUGGAGCAGCAGAAGGGGAAUCGGGUACCGCUCUGUAUCAACCCCCAGUCUGCUGCCUUCAAAAGCUUUAUCAGCUCGACAGUAGCUCAGCCCUCUGAGAUGCCUCCAUCUCCUCUGGUUUGGGAGUAGCUGAGUAUGGCCAUAAAGAUGAUGUCGAAAAUAACAGUGGUAGUGGACACCCCUCCCGCGCCCACACCCCCUGGACUACUGACCCACAGGCCUCCCCAAACCUGCGUAGCAUUUCACUGGAGUCUAGGACUAGCCAUGACGCUGAUGUGUGUGUGUACUGUAAGACUUAGAAAAUUCAGUUUUAUCAAAGCAACCACUGCUGAUCGAAUUCAAAGCGGGACACGGGAAGGGUGGGGGUGAUCUCGGGGUGGUUUGUCCGUACAGUAGAAGCAUACCCACUGCUCUGUAGUUGUAUACUGAAGGUUUGUUAAGAUGCACACUUACAAACCCAUACCCUAAGCAGACGAAGUCGACCCCUGUGGACUUGAAUGUAUUUUAAACACCAGGGCGGCAACCUCUGCACGGCAUUUCUGAAGGAAAACGCAUCACUUCUGAGUGUGUGCGUGAGUAAGCAUGCUUUAUUUAUUAAUGGAAAGAGGAAGCCGCGUGCAGUGCUUCAUGUAGAAUGGAAAAGAAGGCGACUUUCUCUGCUUCUCUCUCUUUUUCACUCACGCUAGCACCUUACUAAGAACUGUGACCACUCGUUCAGCUAGAGUGAGUGCAUUUAUUUCCUUUAACAGUAGUGUGAAUGUUGAUUUUAUGAUUUCCUUCCAUUUUCACUUUUGUCUAUGCUUUUCCUUUGUCUAUCCAUAUAUCUUUGUUUGUUUGUAUCUCGCUUUCUGUCUCACUUUCGCUCUCAUAAGAGAACUUUUUGUCAGUAAAAGUCAGUAUUCCUUAGUGCAACACUUUGCAGAGGUACUGAUAAGCAGGCGUCUUGUAGUACUCCUGAACGUAGAUAUGUUGUGUCAGUAUUUAGUCCUUUGGGGUAACUGAACGGCACAGCAAUUUAAAAGCGUCAAUGAUCCAAAGCGUGAGAUUGGCCUGAGGCGAAAUGCACAACUUGCUGUCUGCUUAAAAAGGGUUUAUCCAUUUAAGUCCAUCUUCGUGUCCAGCCUACUGUAUAGGCAAAGAGCGUGUCGAUAAGUCUUGCAAGUGUUUGUCUCCUACUGAGACUGAAUAAACGAAUAGUGUGUAACAACAUGUAAUACAUAGAUAUGGGGACGUCAGUAUGUUUGUUUGAUGACCUUUGACCUGUACCCGCUAUCCCUGCAGGAGUACCCAGGACAUACAGCAUGCAGAUAAUUGAAACCAAAUUAAAAACAAAGUAAAACAAAGACUGAAAAAAGCAAAGAUUACUCAAGGAAAUUUAGAUAAAUCAUUCCAUAAUAACAAUGGUACAUUACCAAACUUUGUCUCUUAAUGGGAUAGUUUACCCAAAAAUAAUAAUUCUGUCAUUUGUUCAACCUUAUGUUUUUUCAAACCUGCAUAGCUGACUUUCUUCCUUGGGACACAAAAGAUGGCAUCAGUUACCUUUCACUUUUAUUUGCAUAGAAAAAGAUGAAAUGAAAGUGAAACGUUUGUAUUCCGGGGUGGAAAGAAAGUCAUACAGGAUUAAAAUAACUUGUGGAUGAGUAAAUGAUGACCGAAUGUUAAUUUUUGGGUGAACUAUCCCUUUAAGACAAGUGUAGAACACCAUUGUUUGAAUGCAUGUAUGGACCCUGUGCAUGUUUUUAACUGACUGUGGCAUCACAAUAGUGAUCCUGUUUAUGUCAGUUCAGUGUCUUCUUUGACCCCCAAAGCCCUUUUCUGUUGAAGAACUAAUGCAGAUUGUGAAUCUGAAAAGGAACGAUAGUAUAUGUUGUGGGUCUUGAAAGCAAUUGGAGUAGUUUCACUGUAACAUGCAUAUAUUUCCCACAUUACUUUCCGCACUCAAGCUUAAAAAAUCUAAAUGGAAAUAUUUAAUAUAUUUUUAGAGAAUUAUUUUUAUUUCUUCCUCAAUGUGCUAUGGCAUGCUUUCCCAUAAUCCACUUGAGUACGGUAUUAAAUAAGUGAGUAGCAGGUAGAUUUCAACAGAAAUUAAAAAUCUACAAAAAAAAGAUUGUACAAGAAAUCGCCAUACACACACACACAAAACAAUGUAAUACUGCUGUAUAGAAGUUGAAUUAGCCUGCACAUUUUUUAGGGCUGUGAAAUUUUAUUUUAUUUUUUGAGACUUGCAUAUAAUUGUACAUAUUUUUUCUCUCUCUGUUUUCUUUUAUUUCCCCACUGCAAUAGAGAGUCUAGACAAAGAAGUACUCCAAAUCAGUAUAAAUACAAAAACAAACAAAAAACACAUAACCAAUUAUGUUAAUUGUGUCUUGUGUGCUGCAGAGCUGUGGAUAUGAGUAUUGAAGUAGUUUUUUUUUUUUAGUUUUUUUAUUAAUAUUAUUAAUUAUUAAUUUCCUUUAAAGAAACACUGAACUGUUUGUCUAUAUGUAUAUAAUGGAUUCACUUUGUUGGUCUCUACCUCUUGAGCUCAAUGACUUGGUUGUUUACCUCCACGCUUUUAUUUUUAUGUGGAGAUUUAAAACUUGAAUGUCCCUUCCGACUUUUAUAUUCCUAUCAAACCCUGUAUAAAGAAAUCAAAGUCAUUAAAAUUGCAAUUGGUUGGAGUUGAUUUCCAUCAUCAUAUCCUUGUAUAAACUACCAUGUUUUCACCCCAGUGUUUUCUGACUGUUAGAUCACAAAGCAUAUUUGUCCUUGGAGACAAGUCAAGUCACAAUGAUUAACAUAGUAUACUUCACAGAGAAAAGUUGAACGACAGAAAAGUACAAUUACGUGGCAAUGCUAGAACACAAGAAGCGAUAAUGUGUGGAUUCAAAGAGAGCAAGCUCGAUCGGGCCAAACCGGAAAGGUACUAGCUUAGCUGUCGAGUUUUUAUAAGAAGUUUGAAGUUUAUACUCAGAGUUAAUGGUAUUUGAAUACAUUUUAUGACAUAUAUGACUAUAAUAUAAAGUUUGCAUUCGAUGACCUGAAAGCAAAGGAGGUGAUUCUUAGGGACUGGAAAGGACUCUGUGGAUGUGUUCUGUGUUUGAAAAAUCACCGGUCUUGUUUCAGAGUGUAGAUUUGAAGUAUAGUGGUGAAGCUCAUUAAAUGUUGACAUUUAAAACAAA
Messenger RNA from Myxocyprinus asiaticus (Chinese sucker), 5926 nucleotides. Its product is annotated as serine/threonine-protein kinase NLK-like. NCBI's taxonomy places the organism in Eukaryota, Metazoa, Chordata, Actinopteri, Cypriniformes, Catostomidae. Gene Ontology annotation, biological process: protein phosphorylation; intracellular signal transduction. Gene Ontology annotation, cellular component: cytoplasm; nucleus. The record is from RefSeq and is a predicted model, not a curated record. The transcript is spliced from 11 exons. Gene Ontology annotation, molecular function: ATP binding; MAP kinase activity. The coding region runs from base 1305 to 2894 and encodes 529 amino acids.